CCAUCUGCUGUGCAUAUAAGACUAUUGAUCCAUCCCAUCCCAAAGAAAAUUCACGAGAAGUCGAGACAUAAUUAAUAAAAGCAAUGGGACCAAAGAUCUCUUGUAACUUUAGUGUACUUUUUUGCAGAAUCAGUGCGAUAUUUCUUAUAUACGGAAUUAGUCGAAUUUACCAAAAUCAUCAAGCGAGGAGCGAGAGAAAUUUACCUGAACAGAAUGUGAAAAAAUUGACAGUAGAAAAUACGUCACCAUCCGUAAAGCAGCAGGAAAUUGUCACAGAACUUUCAACAUAUUUAGGACCGGGGGCAGACGGAGAUCAGAUAUAUUUACCCGCCAACAGGGAGCAUUAUGAAUAUAUAAGAAAUAAAUCUUUGCUACACGAGGUUAAUAACUUUAAUAGCGAUUUAGUAGGACUGAAAAGAAUACUUCCUGAUCAAAGACCAGAAAAAUGCAAAGAUAUACAAUAUCCUAGUGAUUUACCGGAAGUCAGCAUUGUCAUCACUUUUCGCGAGGAGUCAGUUCCAAGUUUAUUACGUACCGUUUACAGUGUGCUGGAAACUUCACCAGAUCGUCUUAUUAAAGAAGUAAUCUUGGUGGAUGAUGGGUCAAAAGAUGAAUAUUUGAAAGCGUCUGUUGAAAUUCACGCGACAAACGUUGACAAAAUAAAGCUUCUGAGAAAUGAACAGACGCUUGGAUUGAUGAGAGCUAGACAAAGAGGCAUUGAAGAAACCGGAAGUGACUACUUUAUUGUUUUAGACGGACAUAUAGAGGUGACUCCAGGCUGGUUAGAGCCAAUCCUUUACAGGUUGGUUCAAGAGCCAAAUGCAUUGCUAACGUCACAUAUCAUGGUUCUGAACAAAGAAACGUUCGAAAUAUCAAGGGGAGAUCACGAUAUAGCUUUUAUGUUUUUCGAUCAAAUUACAUUGAAUGAAUUAUGGGUAAAAUACACAAACGAUUACCGGGCAUAUAGAAACGGAAGUGUGUCACCAAUUCCAUAUGGCAUUGUACCUGGCAUGAUGACGGCAAUGAGAAAGAGCUUUUUCUUUGCAACUCGCCACUGGCCAGACCCGGGAGAUUUGGAGGAUCGACACAAAAUUAGGCGAGAAAAUAAUUGUAAGCCAUACCAGUAUUAUGUUGACAAAAUUCAAAACAUGACCCAUAAUUACGUCCCGAAAUCACCACGGGUAACCGGUGUUGUUAGAAACGAGCAGACAAAAGCGUGUCUGGAUCAUGCAACAAUUGAUGGAAAGUUUGUUCUUAUAACAUAUUCUUGUACCGGAGACUCAAACCAGUUUUUCGUAUUGACUGAGGAUAAUAACAUUCGAGUAGAAAGGUCGUGGCUAUUGGUUAUACCCGGUACAACCAAGCUAAAACUGGUUCGAGACAUAACAGACUGGUCGGGACCAGAAUUUCUAUGGACUUUUGAGAACAAUAGCAUCAUUAAGCAUACUGUUACAGGAAAAUGUUUAACAGAGAAUGUUAGGCAGAAUGUUACUUUAGAGGACUGUGUAAACUCUCGCAGUCAAAUGUGGAAAUGGCCAUUGACGGCGUAA
Molecule: messenger RNA, 1550 nt
Organism: Ruditapes philippinarum (Manila clam)
Lineage: Eukaryota; Metazoa; Mollusca; Bivalvia; Venerida; Veneridae
Product: polypeptide N-acetylgalactosaminyltransferase 13-like
Exons: 2
Coding region: 84-1550 (488 amino acids)
Cellular component (GO): Golgi apparatus
Source: RefSeq, a predicted model, not a curated record